AUGGGAACUAUUCCGUUUCUGUGUGUUAUUUUCCUGGCAUUAUUGUGUCAAAUGCAAGGGUCCAGUGCUGUGACUCCUGUGUUUGUGCAGAAGGGAAAGGAUGUUCUUCUGAACAACAACAUGACAGCUGAUGUUCCUGAGAACUUUUUUAUUCUUCAAUGGAAAUUCAAUGCAAAUCUUGUUUUAGUAACAUAUUUACCUGAUAAAGAACCAACAGUCUCUCCUGUCUACACUGGAAGGAUUGAGACUGAUGUGAAAAAAUACUCUGUGAAAGUGAAGAAUGUACAAAAGGCAGACAGUGGAGUUUAUACUAUAACAGUGACAGGAACUGCAAGAACACAAAUACUAGCUGAAUACGAUGUCAGAGUUCAAGGUCCAGUGUCUCCAGUUGAACUGUCAGUGGACUCUGCGUCCAGCAUCUCAGACUCCUGUAACCUCACUGUGACCUGCAGAACACAGGACUCUAACAUCAGCAGCACUUUCACAUGUGACAACCAAACCUGCAGUCAGGAGGGAGGAGAGCAACCAGAGGUCACAACCUCUGGUGCUUCUCUACAUGUCUACCUGCUGAAUGACUCAAUCAUCUGUAACCAUAGCAACCAGGUCAGCUGGACCAAGGACGGUAAUGAGACAAAAUCUUUCUGUGCAGUUCGUAAUGGAGCCAUCAGAUUUGGAAUUGCGAUUUGGACUGGCAUCACUGUUGGCCUUGUCACUCUCUGCAUUUGCCUCUUCAUAAAAUGACAUCAAAUCAACCCAAACUGAGUCAGUCCAGUCCUACAUACAUUUUGUCAAGUCUGUCUCCAACCUCCACCUACUCCCUGUUAAAUGUUUUACACUGGACCUGCAGAAUCUGCUAGGACCAGAGACACCACCUCACCAGACACUGUGUACGCUCAGGUAGACAGAUCUGCCAAGUCCAACUAAGGAAUUCCCACCCCAGCAACACCCAGAGCUGGAAAUUAAUGAUAGCAUGUCAAGCACUGAAGUUUUGAUUUCCAUGAACUGUAAUCCAUAUUCUUCAAGAUUAAAACAAAAGAGGCUUGAAAUGUUUAA
Micropterus dolomieu (smallmouth bass) is the source of this 1053-nucleotide messenger RNA. RefSeq names its product SLAM family member 9-like. The record is from RefSeq and is a predicted model, not a curated record. Lineage: Eukaryota; Metazoa; Chordata; Actinopteri; Centrarchiformes; Centrarchidae. The coding region runs from base 1 to 741 and encodes 246 amino acids. The transcript is spliced from 5 exons.